Mercurialis annua (annual mercury) is the source of this 870-nucleotide messenger RNA. RefSeq lists its product as uncharacterized. NCBI's taxonomy places the organism in Eukaryota, Viridiplantae, Streptophyta, Magnoliopsida, Malpighiales, Euphorbiaceae. The record is from RefSeq and is a predicted model, not a curated record. The transcript has 4 exons. Bases 1 to 870 code for a protein of 289 amino acids.
AUGAAAGUACUGGAAGACAAACAUGAAGUGGGCUUCAAAUGGAUCAAGGAAAGGCCCAGGGAACAUUGGUGUAGAGCUUUGUUCGAGGAGGAUGUCAAAUGUGAUAUCCUCCUUCACAACCUGGCUGAAGCAUUCAACAAGUACAUACUUACUGCCAGAGAGAAGCCAGUAUUGACAAUGUUCGAAAUGAUAAGGACUCAGCUUAUGAAGAGGAUAAAUGAGAAGCAGAAAUUUGGCAGACAUAUAGAUGGUGAGCUGUGUCCAAAGACUAAAAAGAAGUUGGCUAAAAUCAAUGAGUAUGGUUGGAAGUUCACCGCAAUCGAUGGUGGUAGCCCUUUGAGAACAUGCACAUGCCGAAGGUGGAAACUAACUGGAAUCACAUGUUUGCAUGAUUGCCCAUGCAUAUAUGGUAAUAAUCAAAGGCCUGAGGAGUAUGUCGAUGAUUGUUACAGCAAAGCUACGUAUAAGAAGAAGAAGAAGGGGGGAAGAAUACCAAAGGCUAGACGAAAGGAGGCAGAAGAAUUAGAGAAACAAAGGGUGGAAAAGCCCAGGGAAGCUGCUCAGAAUAGGGAAAAGUUACGAAGGAAGGGAAAUAUGAGAAUGACUUGCAGUUUAUGUGGCAAGUUUGGACACAAUAAGAGGGGGUGCCUAAAGAAUAGUGGGGUUUGUGUGUUUUCUUUCCAAGGUACAAGGCAAGUACCUCAUGUGUCUCUGACUAGACGUGGAAUGUUCCCAUUUGUCGAUAAACCUCCGGCUGUUGACCAAAGCCAACCAAAUCAGAACCAGUCAGGUCAAGCUGAUGAAGGAGAGCAUGCCUUAGAUAGUCAACAGAGCAUUAUUGAAGAUGGAGCUCCGUCCCAACCUUCCUAG